UGUUUGGGGCGGGUCCGAGGCCGGAAAUGCGUGGGCUGCCGGGCUGGCCCAGCUUAGGGUUUUCAGGAAAUUUGGAAGUUGUGGCGGUAGUUGGAUUGUAAGGACUCUUGUGACAAUCUUUGGGUGCCCUCCGAGAGAAAAGCGGAGGAUGCCACUGGAGUCAUCUUCCUCUUCAAUGCCACUAUCCUGCCGGUCUCUCUUACCCUCAAUACCACACAACACUAACCCUUCCCCUCCUCCAAUGUCUUACAUCACCUCCCAAGAGAUGAAGUGUGUUCUUCACUGGUUUGCCAAUUGGUCAGGUCCCCAGCGUGAACGUUUCCUAGAGGACCUAGUAGCUAAGGCAGUGCCAGGAAAAUUACAGCCACUGCUGAAUAGUCUGGAGCAGCUUAGUGUGUCUGGGGCAAACCGACCACCUUCUAUCUUUGAGUGCCAGCUAUAUCUUUGGGAUCAGUGGUUUCGAGGCUGGGCUGAGCAGGAGCGCAAUGAAUUUGUCAGACAGCUGGAGUUCAGUGAGCCAGACUUUGUGGCAAAAUUUUACCAAGCAGUGGCUGCUACAGCUGGUAAGGACUGAUAGGCAUUCAGACCAAAGAAGAUAACCAUAGCUGAGCCAAGACUCUAUGUAUAUGUUACAAGGCCAUGACUCUGCAAUGAGAACUCAAUUCAAAUGUGUCACCUAAAGGACUGGAACUGGUAUUCCGACCAACUGACUGAACUCAUUGACCAGUACAGGCAUAGUUAUUUCAACACUAAUAGCAUGUCAAUGGGACUCCUACUUGUAAAUGUUAUCAAUCUAAGCAAUCCAGCUCAUCGGUCUACUAGUUUGCUUCUUUUCAAGAGAUGUCAAAUCUUCAAGAAUUUGAUGGCUUCUUCUGCAACUAUAACCAAAAGGAACCUACACAUUAUAACUCAAGCCCACUGCUUGCUUAUGAAGUGUGUAAAAUAGAACCCUCCUUCCCCAGAAAUAAGACAGGACAAUAAAAGGUGGUACUUUUAUACUUUAACUGGAUUCCAUUGUCUGGUUUUACUGCUCUUACCAGAUUCAAGUGUAAUUCUGUGAUAUCCAAAGCAUUAGCUUUCCCAGUGAUGAUUUAAUAAAAUUAUGAAAAAUCA
This is a messenger RNA of Cebus imitator (Panamanian white-faced capuchin), 1113 nucleotides long. RefSeq names its product chromosome unknown C14orf119 homolog (gene CUNH14orf119). The coding region runs from base 149 to 574 and encodes 141 amino acids. The transcript is spliced from 2 exons. The record is from RefSeq and is a predicted model, not a curated record. Lineage: Eukaryota; Metazoa; Chordata; Mammalia; Primates; Cebidae.